Molecule: messenger RNA, 711 nt
Organism: Gongylonema pulchrum
Lineage: Eukaryota; Metazoa; Nematoda; Chromadorea; Rhabditida; Gongylonematidae
Source: the annotation of a GenBank genome assembly
UAUUUAGGCUCUGCAUUGCGGCCAAAAGUGAUUCGCAGUGUACAUUACUGUCCGGCGACCAAGAAGACAUUCGAGCGACGCUACACUGAUCUGACGUCCUACGAAGCUUUCCCCUCAAGCAACGUUUACCCAACCGAAGAUGAAAAUAAAAAUCCAUUGGAAACGGAAUACGGCUUGUGCACAUAUCGCGAUCAUCAGACAUUUUCAAUGCAGGAAUUGCCGGAAGAUGCACCGCCAGGGCAACUUCCACGUACGGUGGACAUUGUGGCGGACGAUGAUUUGGCGGACAGUUGCAAGCCUGGAGAUCGUGUCCGUGUGAUUGGUCUAUACCGAUGUUUACCGAAUAAGCAGAACGGCUAUUCCAGUGGCAGCUUUAGAUCUAUAAUAAUCUCGAACAAUGUGCAACUGUUGAGCAAGGAGAUGCAACCAAAUUUUUUGCCAGCUGAUAUCAAAAAUAUCCGAAAAAUGAGUCGGCAACGGGUAAUACCAUGCCAGUUUCAUAAAUGCCAGGAAUUAGCAAAUAUCUUCGAUCUUUUGGCGCGAUCAUUGGCUCCAUCAAUUUGUGGACAUGAUGAGGUGAAAAAAGCGAUACUCUGUCUGUUACUUGGUGGAAAUGAGAAAGUACUCCAGAAUGGCUCGCAUAUUCGAGGUGAUAUCAAUAUACUUCUGAUCGGUGAUCCAUCAGUUGCAAAAAGUCAGCUGCUAAGGUAA